Molecule: messenger RNA, 581 nt
Organism: Oncorhynchus keta (chum salmon)
Lineage: Eukaryota; Metazoa; Chordata; Actinopteri; Salmoniformes; Salmonidae
Exons: 2
Coding region: 3-293 (96 amino acids)
Source: RefSeq, a predicted model, not a curated record
GGAUGGAGUGGCAGGGGGCCCUUCCUCAGGAUCAUGCCUUCGUAGAGCACCUGCUUUCUGGGCUUCCCAGAGAGCUGGAGAUUCAACAGCUGCUCAAAAACACAGAGGACAAAGUCAAGCUCAAUGCCUGCAGGAUUGAGCAGUGUCUGAAGGAACUGCAGGGGAAGAUGGGUGAGUCCUGGACGGCGGAGUGUCCGCCCAGCCCCACAGAAUGUCUGCAGUGGUUUAACCCACAGAAACCAGCACUGUCAGGCCUGUCGCCACAGGAUACCAAGAGCGUCUUGACUUCCUGAAAGCUGCGGGAAUAAUCAAUGGUGUAAAAUACUUCAGUAAAAAUACUUGAAAGUUCCACUUAAGUUGUUUUUAUGGGUAUCUGUACUUCACGUUGCUAUUUAUAUUUUUUACAACUUUUACUUCACUACAUUCCUAAAGAAAACAAUUUACUUUUUACUCCAUACAUUUUUCCUGACACCCAAAAUUACUCGUUACAUUUUGAAUGCUUAGCAGGUCAGGAAAAUUGUGUAAUUUACACACUUAUCAAGAGAACAUCCCUGGUCGUCCCUACUGCCUCUGAUCUAGCA